Botrytis byssoidea is the source of this 681-nucleotide messenger RNA. RefSeq lists its product as uncharacterized. Gene Ontology annotation, molecular function: FAD binding. Bases 1 to 681 code for a protein of 226 amino acids. The record is from RefSeq and is a predicted model, not a curated record. The transcript is spliced from 2 exons. NCBI's taxonomy places the organism in Eukaryota, Fungi, Ascomycota, Leotiomycetes, Helotiales, Sclerotiniaceae.
AUGCUCAAUGCCAACAAACUUGAGCUCGACCGUUGGAAAUACCGCCUUCCUGGGCCAUCUCUGACACCCGGCCCGACGACCAUCAAAAAAAUCGAAGCGAUGAUGAUCGAGCGCGCAGAGAGCUUGGGAGUUGCGAUUCUUAGGGAUAAAGCUGUGAACAAGAUAGCAGCACAAAGCGAAAUCGGAAUCACGGUCAAGACCGGUGAUGAUGCGUCGUAUAGCAGUAGAUGGCUUAUAGAAAAAUCUGAGACCUGGAUCCAUCUUACCAAAACUGGCGUGUACAUCGUUGCAGGCAUGAACUGUUUACAUCUUGUGGGUUUUGAUGGUGCUAUAUUUGAUCGAAGGCAGGGAAUUACGAGAGAGCACCUUCAGGACGUGAUGAACCGAGUGACAGGAAUCACAGACUUGGAAAUCACAACUGUGCACCUUCUAGCCUCGUACACUGAUCGAUCGAAGCAGGCUAAAAGCUACCGCAAGGGCCGAUUUCUCCUCGCUGGUGACGCGGCUCACAUUCACUCGCCACUCGGAGCUCGAGCUUUAAAUGUCGGCCUCGGUGAUGCCAUGAAUCUAGGUUGGAAACUCGCGACAACGAUUCGACAGGAGGCAAUAUCCAACAAAAAUUCGGUAGUUCUUACACUACUUAACACAUACGAAAACAAACGUCAGGGCCUGGGUUCUUGA